AUGACCACUGCCAUGACCAUUGCCAUUUCCAUUAUCAUGUCCAUUGCCAUGACCAUUAUCAACAAAUAUCUAAUUACUCCACAGGAGUACCAAGCCAUUGGCUUGUAUUUGGACAAUAAUCCAAUCAUUUUGGCCGCUUUGAGGACUCUGCUAGCCAUAGCAGAGGACUCCAAGGAGUUGGAUCUCCUUGAGGAAAGCUUGGCUCUUGAGCAGGAAAACACUGAGGUUCCAAAACCUCCAAAUACCAUUAUGCGACGAAGCUCUUCAGAUGGGCUACUGAAUUAUACGUUCAGUAGUCUUUCAAAACAAUCAUCCGAGGUUGAAAUCAUUCCAUCAACGGUUGUCGAAGAAAUUGUCGAAUCCACAUCAUCAACUGUUAUCGAGGAAAUGACUGAAUCCACAUCAUCAACUGUUAUCGAGGAAAUUAUCGAAUCCACAUCAUCAACUGUUGAGGAAAUCAUUGAAUCCAGACCAACUGUUAUGGGUACUCAUGACAACAAGACUGUAAAUGUUGUAGGUUGCAAUGCAACCCCAGUCCAGCCCAGCACUUCGCAAGAAGUCGCUGUACAAAACCGCCUAUACUCGGCGGUUUUGGUUGGCAACAAGGUCAGCAAGGGGGCCAAACCCUGCGCUAACCACAAAAGCAAAGUGGUUUCGGUCAACUUUGCUGACCUUGUUAGUGCAAAGGCUUUCCCGCCUUUGCACGAGUUUCCCGAGAUAUCUCGGGAAACAGCCCGCAAAGCGUGCAGGCGCUAUUGCACCAAGUUGACUCGGUUGGUCACAACCAAAUCACUUGGUUCGAAGCGCCUGUAA
This is a messenger RNA of Batrachochytrium dendrobatidis JAM81, 813 nucleotides long. RefSeq lists its product as uncharacterized. NCBI's taxonomy places the organism in Eukaryota, Fungi, Chytridiomycota, Chytridiomycetes, Rhizophydiales. The record is from RefSeq and is a predicted model, not a curated record. The coding region runs from base 1 to 813 and encodes 270 amino acids. The transcript has 4 exons.